GAGAGCGUUUGUUUUUAUUUACAUUCGGGAAUCAUGACUUGAACUACAUUUAUAUUUCUUUUAGCAUAGUAGCCUUGAAAACAGCUAGUUCUAUAAUCUUUUUUUCCGCUCUAUAAUUACUUAACCGUCAUCUGCUUAUUAUUAACGUAAAAUAUUUUAUUUGUCUACUAGAUGAUAUUAAAUCUGCAUAUCGGCGAGUUGAACGACUGAGUAAAGGAGAAACGUUUGAAGAAUCUGAGCAAGUAAAGUGUUUGAGAAUAGCGAAUAAAAAGUAUGCUGAUGAUUACGAAAUCGGGGAAUUUUCAAAAGCUAGUGAGAAAGCUCUAUCGCAAGAAUCGACCAGGACUACGCCGCCCUCAGUGAAAAAGUCGUUAGCCAAGAAGCCCACACAACAAAACAUUUCAAAUUUCCCAUCUAUACCGAAUAGUAGUGUCCCCGAAGUAUCCGGAAAACGUGGGGUGGAUAGAGGCAAAUCUUUGAAAGCUGUCAUUCAAACGGCCACAGUCAGCACUGUUUCAAAUUCCGAAUCAUUAGAGAAAGAUAUGGUUGCGCCCGAAGGAUUAUUUAAGCGCAAUUGUCAGGUCACGUUGACGCGAUAUGAAGAUAUGAGCAACGACUCUGGUAUCAAUAUUGACACAAUUGAAGAACCAUCACAUAUACAAGAUUUUGAAAGUUCAUACCAGGAGACAACGCAGGCAUCUAGAGCGACCAAUGCAAGCAAAGUCCGCGAUAUCAACUUCAUCAGUCAAAAGAGACGAAGCAAAAUCCAGAAAAAUACUUCAGAAUUAGAAAUGGUGUUGACUCCUGCUCAAAUGAGUCGUCUACUGAUCAAAAUGGAUCAGCGAAGUAAGCGAACAGAAAAAUGGUGA
This is a messenger RNA of Daphnia magna, 869 nucleotides long. RefSeq lists its product as uncharacterized. Lineage: Eukaryota; Metazoa; Arthropoda; Branchiopoda; Diplostraca; Daphniidae. Bases 543 to 869 code for a protein of 108 amino acids. The record is from RefSeq and is a predicted model, not a curated record. The transcript has 4 exons.